Messenger RNA from Anopheles merus, 736 nucleotides. RefSeq lists its product as uncharacterized. The transcript has 3 exons. The coding region runs from base 113 to 736 and encodes 207 amino acids. The record is from RefSeq and is a predicted model, not a curated record. Lineage: Eukaryota; Metazoa; Arthropoda; Insecta; Diptera; Culicidae.
UAGCGGUGAAUUAUACAAGUGUUGGAUAAGCGACAGAAUAAACAGUGGAUUCUACAAUUGGCGCAGCCGGUAUUCCUUUUUUAUAUACACAUACAUAGAACCCCGGCGAGGUAUGAAAAUGGAUCCUGAAAAAUUUCCGCUAGAACCCUUCAAUUCCGACGUAAACUGUUCUGAUUUACGUACGGAAUGGGAAGAGUGGUUGCGAGCUCUUCUCCUAAUAUUGGAGCUAAAAGGGCCACUUUCACAGCAUGAGAAAUUUGUGUAUAUGCUGGCCCGAGGAGGAAGAGAUCUUCAACGCAUAUAUUUCAACCUAGGCCAAGCUGAGGACGAGAUCAUCCCAUCACAGACGCAGGUGCCAUUUGCGGCUCAAGAAACACCUGAAUUUGACAACGCCAUCAAACGCCUAAACAAAUUCUUCGUAGGAAAACGAAACGAACGCAAAGAGUUGGAGGUGUUUAGAAAUAUUAAGCAGGCAGAUGAGCCCUUCAAUCGGUUCAUGCUGAAACUACGCACUCAGGCGAAGAAAUGCGAUUUCGGAAUGCGCGAAGAGAAAGAAAUCCUUCAUCAAAUUACGGCAGGUGCUAGAGACAUUAAAGUCCGAGAUAAAGGGCUUGAAAAUGUCAUGAAGUUGGACGAAUUAGCCAAUUUCGCUCUCAACAGGGAAAUCCUUGCAAAGCAGAAAGCAAUUUCUAAUAAUGAGCACGAAGCAGCGCUAAUCGCAGUGACAGCUGUAUAA